AGAGACUGAAAAAACGUUGCAGUGAAUUGGAAGAGAAACACGAAGCCUCAGAGCUGCAAAUAUCACAGCUAUCAGCCUUCUACAGAAAUCAGUUGCAGCAGAAAGAGGCCCAGGGAGCACAGAGCUCUGAUGGAGGAGAAAUCUGCAGGCUGAGGUGUAUCAUCCAGAAACUUGAAGAGGCACGAAAAGCAGACCUUGAGCAGCAUCAGAAGGACGUCGCAGUUUUACAGAACUUACACCAACAAAACAUAGCCAAGCUAUGGAAUAAAUAUCAGGAGGAAUUAUGUCAACGGAGGGCAAUCACAGAGCCAGAGGACCAUAUGGAUGAAGAGAGGGAGAGAAGUGUACCAUCAGUUCAGAAGGGAGAGCAAACAGGCUUGGGAGAAAAAGAGCAUCCCUCUUCCACCCAGGAUGCUGAGGACUUUGCAAGGCAGCUACAGCACUGCACUGCAGAAAAAGAACGCCUGUUAGCUGACCUGAGCAAAAAGACCAAGGAACACCACAUCCUCACCAAAAAAUAUAAUAAAAUCCUGGAAAUCAUGGCCUCAAAACAAGCAGCCAGCACCAGCCGGCAAGUGGUGAAGACAGAACCAUGCUCUAGAGCUGAAGGUGAUUUAAAGAGAGGCGCCAUGCACACUUCAGCUCCCACCACGCCCAGAGUAUCUUCUUGGGUUGAUACCAAAUCAGACCAAGAGAGGAAACUAUACCAACUGAAUUAUUACAGGAGAUUUGGCAAAAUGCUCCUACAAGAACAACCAGGAUGGAAUUCACUGAAUGAGAGGGGCCUUGGUUUGGAGGAUGUAAGGCACAACAAACAACAGCUACUCUCUGAAGACCAUGGAGGAAACACAGGACAGGUGCCUGGGUGGCUUUUUGUAUGGAAAAGGAAGGAUGCCCCCUUUAGAGCGGAUCAGCACCCUGCAUCCCACAGAGUGCAGCAGAACCACAGAAAGAUUCAAGAAAUCUGAAUGUACUCCAGUUCCCCUUUCUCCAGCACUGCCCCUUUUUUGAUCCCCAGGCUUUGUUAGCAUUUUAAUGAGUCCCCCAUCCUGAGGUUUCCAGCCACCCUGACACAGCCCUCCCCACCCCUUUGCCUUCUCCUCAGCUCUUCUGCUGAGGAAUUUGGCAGCAAGAUGCCAGGCUGCCUGGGAGCCUUCCCUUCCUGGGAGCUUUGCAGCAGCUGGCAGGCACUGCAUCAGUGAUGGCAGCUCCUCCAGGCUCCUUGUGGGCAGAAUUUACUUGUGUUUGCUCACUGACCAAUGUUUGUGGAGUUGGGCAGAAACUCUGGGUUCUCUUGAAGUGGAAAUGCCACCCUCCCCACAGGGACCCAGGGGAUACUGGUUGAAAUUGGUCCUGCAGUGAUGCAGCCUCCAGCAUUUCCUGGUCUCCUGGUGCUUGCUCCUAUGGCUGUGUCUGUGGCUCACGUGGCCUUGAUGCUUCCUCAGAAUGGAUGGCUGUCAGCGGCUGAGACACAAGAGCAGCAGGGCCUGCUACCCACUGGGACUGGCUUCUGAGGGCCUGGCCAUCCUUCACGGGCCUGUCAUGGGCUGUGUCAUGUGUGUCUGGCAAAGGCCUGAGACACCUCCAUCAGCACAGAUCUUAUGCUUCUGUGCUCAAGCCUUUGAGAACACUAGUUGACUUUCUGCUCUAAAGAAACCAUCCACAGAAGGAACAUGUGCUGUAUCACAGAGCGCCUUUUGGAAAAUAUGCUGUAAUAAUUUGCUGUUGUAAUGUUCUUAAUUUAAUAAAAAUAUUCUUUGUUCUUU
Cavia porcellus (domestic guinea pig) is the source of this 1766-nucleotide messenger RNA. RefSeq lists its product as uncharacterized. The record is from RefSeq and is a predicted model, not a curated record. Bases 321 to 968 code for a protein of 215 amino acids. NCBI's taxonomy places the organism in Eukaryota, Metazoa, Chordata, Mammalia, Rodentia, Caviidae. The transcript has 6 exons.